This is a messenger RNA of Phoenix dactylifera (date palm), 681 nucleotides long. RefSeq names its product nuclear transport factor 2B. Lineage: Eukaryota; Viridiplantae; Streptophyta; Magnoliopsida; Arecales; Arecaceae. The record is from RefSeq and is a predicted model, not a curated record. Gene Ontology annotation, biological process: nucleocytoplasmic transport.
CUAAAGUUGUUCCGCUGUAUAUCUUUUACACAAACAUGAGAGCAUAACAUCCUCAUACUAGGCUCAGCACCAACAUUUAAAGAGAGGGAGAGUGGCGUGGGAGGGAGAUGGACAAGGAGGAGAAGAUGGGCGUGGAAGACCAGCUUGAGAUGGUGGCGAAGGCCUUUGUGAACCACUACUACCACCUAUUCGAUACCAACCGCGCCGCCCUUGCGCCUCUCUACCACCACACCUCCAUGCUCUCCUUUGAGGGCCAGAAGAUCCAGGGCGCCGAGGAGAUCGGUCAGAAGCUCGCACAGCUCCCUUUUGAGCACUGCAGACAUUUUAUCUCUACCAUCGACAGCCAGCCCUCACCGUUCGGUGGUGGCAUUCUCGUGUUCGUCAGUGGCAAUCUCCAGCUACAGGGGGAGGAGCACCAGCUCAAGUUCAGCCAGAUGUUUCAGUUGAUCCCUACACAGCAUGGGAGCUUUUUCGUGCAAAAUGACAUGUUCCGCCUUAACUAUGGUUGAUUGCUCAUGAGCCUAGAAAAACAAACGAAUGAGAUGGCCAGAAUGGUGGUGUACACACCAUUUAAUUGUCCAGUCUCAUAUUUUAAUGAGUUGAAUGAAGCAUUCAUAUGCCAUGGUUGUUAGAUUUGCUAGUUAUUUGAUUUUCAAAAUGAAGUUUGAUUACUUUAAAGUA